AUGCAGACUUAUUCGCUAUCCACCGCGCCGGCAAAUGGCCCCAAAAACUACGUCUUUGUCGAUGAGCAUAAUCGACAUAAGCGACUCAAGGUUAUGAGAGCUUGCGAAAAUUGUCGCCGUCGAAAGAUCAAAUGUGAUUCCGCCACCACAAACACCUGGCCAUGUGCCGCAUGUGUUCGACUCAAAUUACAUUGUGUCCCACCAGCUGGAGGGUUGGAAGGCGAUGAUGGAAUCGACCCAGGAAAUGUAUCGCUAGAUUCCGUUGAUGCGACGUCUUUUACCCACCAGUCCGUCACAACAAUCCCUCAAGCACAACCCUACCAACAUAACCCCGCCUUCCAGCUUAAUCAGGCCGAUGCUUUUCAUUAUGACGCUUACGCUACCAAUUAUCAAAAAUCACCUUUUGACCAACUCGAUAAGCCCUAUGGUAACUACUAUCCAAGUCCGCAACAAUAUCCUGGAACCUUGAACGAUCCCUACCAUCAAGCUUCUCAGAUAUAUCAACCAAACCAGCCCGAAGUUGAACAUGUACGGUCAGAGAGAGCCGGCUCGUCUCCCUCCGAUCAUUUUACCGCUGAGGACUUGAUGGAACACCUAGGCACGUUGAAAAUCGGCGAAAAUGGUGUUGCCCCAUAUCUGCGGCCAGACAAGACGACUGGAAAGGAGAUCGAAGCCCCCCUCCAAGAACCCGAGCCUGAGCCCAACAUUUCUGCUGCUUUAAGUACUGGUGCAGGUUCGCAAAUUCGAAUACCACCCGAAUUGAUGCCGUCUCAGGAGGACGCGAUGCAGGCGUUCAAGACCUUUUUCAGAGAUGUCCACCCUUAUGCCCCUGUUCUCUGCAGAAGUCAUUUCUACAAUCAGUGGCAGAGUGAUCGAUCUUCUAUGAGCCCCCUGGUCCUUGAAGCAGUCCUCGCCAAUGCCGGUCGACUUUCAGAUGACCCCGCUCAGGGAGCCCAGUGGUUGGCUCUGGCGAACAAGCAUGAGGCGUCCUUCCUGGAUAGCCCGCGACUAAGCACGCUGCAGGCUUUAAUCUUGCUGUUAAAAGCCCGAGAGAGUGCGCCGAAAAGAGGGUAUUACUACCGCUCCUGGAUGACAUGCAAAACAGCUGUCUCCAUGGCAAAGGAUCUUGAACUUGACGAGCAUUUCGACACCCAUGCAGCAGGAGAGCAAUGUGGCUCAGAUCCGGUAGACUGCUUAACAAAGACGCGUGUCUGGCAGACUUUACUGGUCUGCGAGACAAUGGUGGGAGGCCCUCAAGGUCGCACUGAUCUUGCGGUUGAUCCGAAUUCAGUCGAAACAAGCGCAACUCCACCAUGCUCGGAUAUCGAUGAAUUCGAGAAGUCCAUAUCAAGGCAAUUCGCCUAUUUUGUCCGAAACGUCCGCAAUAUUCGACUCAUCACCGUCGUCUCGCACAAGCUCAAGAAGAAAAAGGACUGGGGCUUGGACCAGGAAUUCGUCGCAUACAACACCACUUUCAGGAAAUGGCCCGAUGAUCUACCUAAAGACCUUCAGGUAGUACUACCUCCGGAUGGGACUGUUCCAAAGGUAUCCUCCCACUUCUUGGGCAACAUGCAUUCGCACUACCACCUCGCAAUCGUCAUGCUUCGGCGGCCUCAACUCUCUGCGACUCAAACGUACUCUGCAGAUGGGGCGUGGAAGCAACAUAUGACUGUGUGCUACAACUCUGCAAAAGUGCUUUGCAAACUACAAGAAGGCAUUCUUGCGAGUUUUGAUCUCACAGGCCUUUUGUGUAUGCAACGCGGUAUUAAUUUCACCAUUUACGCCAUUCUUACCUGCAUCAUGAUUCACCUUGUCGCGAUUUCCUCCCCUGACCCGGACAUCAAUAACGAUGCACGCGAUUACUUUGUCCGACACAUGCGAAUUCUCGAGAAAUGCAUAUCUGCUUGGCCGAUGACCGAGACGGAGGCACAGAUUAAUGCACUGCGUGCAGCUUUUUCAGCAGAUGUCACCAAGCCUUUCGAGUUGAGAGAAUCAUUUCCAUUAGGGUCACCCUCUGAUCAGUCAGGUCCAUCGCCUGUCCCUCAGUCAGCAGCAGUACCGCAACCGAAUAUCCUUGAAUUGCAACAACAGCCGGCAAAUGCCUACAUGCCCCAACACCUGCAACUCAACACCAUGCGUGGGCAACCCCCUUACUUAGCCACACCUCCCAUAUCAGCUUACUCAGCGACCGAUUCCAAACCACAGACCCCCAUCUAUUCCUCACCCUACGAACUGCCCGAGCACCCUCAAUAUCCCACUAUGCCGACUAGCGCUGGGGGCUACUACCAGCAUCCAACUGCCGCACCGGGUUCUGACCUUCAAUGGAACCCCACUCCCAUCAUUCAACAAUUUGACACGGCAUUUGCCAUCCAACCCUCACAGCUUGCACCCCCUCCUUCACUCUACGGUGGCAGCGGUGCCUCCCCUCCUGGAGUCUCUGGCGUGUCCAUGAAUAAUUCAAGCUUCGCCUCGACCAAUUCUCCCCCGUUCACGACCUCCCCGACAGGAUACAACCAACACCAACAGCAGCAGCAGCAGCAGUACUUCGCACAGCACGCUCAAGCUUUCCACCCGGAUACCAGUAGCCCCCUCUCCGUCCAACCAGUCCAGCUCCCCAGCUCCGCGAACACCGGCUAUGCUACCACCGGCGCCGGUGCUGCAGCCAUGCAGUUUGUGACUCCCCGGCAGUGGCAACAGAGUGUCCAGAGCGUUAUUGACCCGGCUGGCUUGAAGAGGCGUUGGGACUACGAUCAGCAUUAA
Messenger RNA from Exophiala aquamarina CBS 119918, 2760 nucleotides. RefSeq lists its product as uncharacterized. Gene Ontology annotation, molecular function: DNA binding; DNA-binding transcription factor activity, RNA polymerase II-specific; zinc ion binding. The record is from RefSeq and is a predicted model, not a curated record. Gene Ontology annotation, biological process: regulation of DNA-templated transcription; DNA-templated transcription. Lineage: Eukaryota; Fungi; Ascomycota; Eurotiomycetes; Chaetothyriales; Herpotrichiellaceae. The transcript has 3 exons. Bases 1 to 2760 code for a protein of 919 amino acids.